Molecule: messenger RNA, 1074 nt
Organism: Thalassophryne amazonica
Lineage: Eukaryota; Metazoa; Chordata; Actinopteri; Batrachoidiformes; Batrachoididae
Gene: stk16
Product: serine/threonine kinase 16
Exons: 8
Coding region: 110-1027 (305 amino acids)
Biological process (GO): protein phosphorylation
Cellular component (GO): Golgi apparatus; cytoplasm
Molecular function (GO): ATP binding; protein serine/threonine kinase activity
Source: RefSeq, a predicted model, not a curated record
AAACAAAAAAACAAAUGGAGACUUGUUAUGGUCACAGGCAAAUUUGACAGAAACCAGAAACUACGGAGGUUUUGGAAAGUUUGGUGUUAAAGAAGGAUGCGCAGUCAGAAUGGGGCAGACUCUGUGUCUGUGCUCUCGUGGUUCUAUCAGCAUUGACAACAAAAGAUAUUAUUUCAUCCAGAAACUAGACGAAGGUGGCUUCAGCUACAUCGAUCUUGUAGAAGGGGUUCACGAUGGCCACUUCUAUGCCCUAAAGAGGAUCCUAUGCCAUGACCGUGAAGGCCGCCAGGAGGCACAGACUGAGGUGGAGAUGCAUCAGAUGUUUAAUCACCCCAAUAUUUUGGGCCUUGUUGCACAUGCCUUCAUUGAAAAUGGGGGCAAGGUUGAAGCCUGGUUACUUCUGCCUUAUAUUAGGAAAGGUAGUCUUUGGUCUGUUCUGGAGAAGCUUCGAGAGAAAGGGAGCUUCAUGCAGGAAAAACAGAUUUUGCGCAUUUUGUGCGGUAUCUGCUGUGGACUCAAAGCAAUUCACGAAAAGGGCUAUGCACACAGAGACCUGAAGCCUACAAAUGUGCUUUUGGAUGAUGAUGACAGACCAGUUCUCAUGGACUUCGGUUCUAUGAACAGAGCCAGAAUUGAGGUUAGAGGAACCAGAGAAGCUAUGACCAUCCAGGACUGGGCAGCGCAGCGGUGCACCAUUUCUUACAGGGCACCCGAACUCUUCAACGUAGAGAGUUAUUGUAUCAUUGAUGAGCGCACUGACAUCUGGUCACUUGGAUGUGUGCUUUACUGUAUGAUGAUGCUCGAGGGGCCAUAUGACCUGAUAUUUCAGAAGGGGGACAGUGUUGCGCUGGCUGUUCAGAAUCCUGUAUCCAUCCCUCAGCCUUGCAGUUACUCAGAGGGUCUGCAGAUGCUGCUGAGCUCCAUCAUGGUGCCCAAUCCCCAGGAGAGACCAAACAUCAGCUGGGUGCUUGACCAGGUCCAAGACCUGCAGAGUCGCAGUCCCAACACUCAAACAAAUGCAGUGUGAUGGUGCACAGUGCCGUGCCCAUGGGGAAGAGAACUUUGCACACAUGA